Molecule: messenger RNA, 11649 nt
Organism: Oncorhynchus masou masou (cherry salmon)
Lineage: Eukaryota; Metazoa; Chordata; Actinopteri; Salmoniformes; Salmonidae
Product: nuclear factor 1 C-type-like
Exons: 11
Coding region: 435-2030 (531 amino acids)
Biological process (GO): regulation of transcription by RNA polymerase II
Cellular component (GO): nucleus
Molecular function (GO): RNA polymerase II cis-regulatory region sequence-specific DNA binding; DNA-binding transcription factor activity, RNA polymerase II-specific
Source: RefSeq, a predicted model, not a curated record
UUUUUCGUGGAUUUAACGGGUAUUGCUGGACACAGGGAAUCAGGGUUACUGCUUCUUUAAGUUCUCUUGGGGGGAUGGGCUAUUUUCAUAACGUCAUUUCAUUCCUCCCUCUUUUUCAUUUUGUCAUUCUUUGAUUCUUUUUCUCCCCCCAUUUCCUAAAUGGAACAGAUUGCCCGAGCCUUUUCAUUUCCUAGCUUUCCCAAUUUUUAUUCAAAGUUACUCUUUUUAUUUUUCAGGAUUAUUAAGUUGAACUUUUCUUCUGUGUCAUCAUUUUUGGAGGGCUAACACCUUAGUGGACGUAAACUGCAAGUCAAUUGAGGCGAUGGUGGAGGCGUUUAUGGUGAUGAUGAUGAUGAUGAUGAACUGUAAAAGAAUGAUUCACUAACUUGUCUGUCUUUUGCUACCUGACAAGUCGAUAUAAGUUCAUUUUCAUCAUGAUGUACUCUCCUCUCUGUCUUACUCAGGAUGAGUUUCAUCCGUUCAUCGAGGCCCUACUGCCUCAUGUGCGUGCCUUUGCCUACACCUGGUUCAACCUGCAGGCGCGCAAACGCAAGUACUUCAAGAAGCACGAGAAGAGGAUGACCAAGGAGGAAGAGCGUGCAGUGAAGGACGAGCUGUUGGGAGAGAAGCCCGAGGUCAAGCAGAAGUGGGCGUCGCGGCUGCUGGCCAAACUCCGCAAGGACAUCCGGCCCGAGUGCCGCGAGGACUUUGUUCUGUCUAUCACAGGGAAGAAGACCCCCUGCUGCGUCCUCUCUAACCCUGACCAGAAGGGCAAGAUGAGGAGGAUCGACUGCCUGCGUCAGGCCGACAAGGUGUGGAGGCUGGACCUGGUCAUGGUCAUCCUGUUCAAGGGCAUCCCGCUGGAGAGCACGGACGGAGAGCGCCUGGUCAAGGCUGGGCCAUGCAACAACCCCAUCCUCUGUGUCCAGCCACACCACAUCAGCGUCUCGGUCAAGGAGCUGGACCUCUACCUGGCCUAUUUCGUACAGGAGAGAGAGUCAGAGCAGAGCAGUAGCCCACGCACAGGUAUUGGGUCAGAUCAGGAGGAUAGCCGAGCUGCCACCAUGGAUGCUCCUGAGUUUCAGGAAAGCUUUGUGACGUCAGGAGUUUUUAAUGUAACAGAGCUGGUGCAAGUGUCCAGAACUCCGGUGGUGACGGGGGCAGGCCCUAACUUCUCUCUGGGAGAGCUGCAGGGGCAUCUGGCCUAUGACCUUAACCCCUCAGGGGUGGGCAUGAGGAGAACCCUGCCCAGCACCUCCUCCAGCGGGAGUAAGAGGCACAAGUCGGGCUCCAUGGAGGAUGAUGUGGACACCAGUCCUGGGGGGGAGUACUACACCUCUCCCAACUCCCCGGCUAGCAGCUCCCGCAACUGGCAAGAGGAUCUGGAAGGAGGCAUGUCCCCUGGAGUAAAGAAGACAGAGAUGGACAGCCCGUCUCCUCAGGAGAGCUCCCCACGUCUCGGCUUCACACAGCACCACCGGCCCGUCAUCGCAGUGCACAGUGGGAUCUCUCGGAGUCCGCACCCCUCCUCGUCUUUGCACUUCCCCACCACCUCCAUCCUGCCCCAGUCCACCUCCUACUUCCCCCACACCGCCAUCCGCUACCCGCCACACCUCAGCUCCCAAGACCCGCUGAAGGACCUGGUCUCCCUGGCCUGUGACCCGUCCAACCAGCAGCCCAGCCCAGUGAGUCCAGCCCAUCUAACAACUCUAACUAAGGCCCAGAGUUUGUCCUGGUCAGGUCAUGUGCUGAACGGCAGUGGUCAAGUGAAGGUCCCCAGUCACUACAUCUCCUCCCAGAUGCUGGCGCCUCCUCCGCCCCCUGGAAUGCCCCGACUGACGCUGCCCUCCGACUCCAAGUCCAGCACCACCACCUCGGACGGGGGAGCCAACUCCCCCACGUCACCCAGUAAGUGGGCCGCUGCAUACUCAGCUCCUGGGACGCCCCCUGCCAACCGCUCCUUUGUCGGGAUCGGACCUCGAGACCCUGGCUCACUCUACCAGGCACAGUCCUGGUACCUGGGGAACUAAACAACACAAGGAUCAUCGAAAGGGGCAGGGACACAUGGAUUUGAGAUUCAACACUUUUUGUGGAAUUAAGAAAAUUGCAAAUGAGAUGCAAGAGGGAAAGUGUAUAUAUAUAUAAAUAUAUGUGUGCAUAUAUAUUUAUGUAUAUCAACAUAAAAGAUGCUUCAACACACCUUUUUGGAAUGCAAGACAGAGGCAGAGAGAGCAGCGCCAAGGAAAGAAAGAGAAAAGGUUUGUGCAGCCAAAAUGAACGGUGGGGCAGAGACAUGACCCCAUGACCCCCCCUGUCCCCAGGAUAGUACCCCUCCUCUUUAACACCCCCUCUGCUACAGGUGCUGCUUCCUCAUAUAUGCAAAAUAAGUAUCCUUUAAUUUCUUAAUCAACAAGAAAGAGAAGAAUCCGGAUCCAGAGUCAUUAUACUUUUCCACACUUCUUCGGAGACGGUAAAAAACCAACUCUUUGAAAGUAGUUAGGGGAGGCUGGUCACACAUGGUCAAUAACCUCCCUUAACCCAUGAAGAGUCUGCUUUUCAUCCAGUUUGAUCGACAAUCCUGUAUCUGUGUCAGUUACGUUGUUAAAAGAGUGGGGUAUUUUUAAGACUUCAUUUAACACAGCCCAUUUGUCGUGUUUAAAAGUGUCUUCUAUGAGGCACAGUGAUAUGCAUACACAAUCAAAAGGAUCUGUCUUUAGAGCAGUAGAGAGCAUCGUAAAAAGACAGGUACUGUAACAGGUGUGUUAGUUUUCACAAUAACUGAUACGCCCUUUUGUGCCUGUCAACUGUUGUCUGUUUGUUUAGACAUUUGUUUGUGUAUGCAUACGAUUCAAACAUAGUGAAACCUCCUCUUCCUAUCCUUGCCCCACUCUUGAGUUAAUAUUGCAUAAAGUUUGUAUUAAUGUAGAUAACAAGGGUUUAUUCUGCAUAGUGACAAAGGGAGUACAAAAAUAGUAAUGUCACUAUUGAAACAGUAUUGGGUGUAGAGGGGAGAAUCUUUCUUUUUUUGUGUAUUUAGUUUAAAUUGCAUUGGACAUUACAGGCAUUGCACUACUAUAAUGUAAAUGUUUCCUUUUUAGCAGCUAUCCCUUGGCCUAAUCAUAUGAAAUGUUGCAAGUCAGAGGUGGGUUUUAGGAUUAUGUUGUAGAAACUACUAUGUUGUGUUGCUUUGGUAGCAGGGUACAAGAGUUAUGAGUGUUGGCUUUCUUGAGCUAUCGAUUAGGAUCAGAACAAUCCAGCCCUGUUGUGUUUCAGAUAUUCUAUACUCAUCUAGAGGACGUUUCCUUGUGUAUGUUGAGGUACAGGGACUCCUGACAGGUUUAGGUAAUCGCACCCUUUUGGAUCUCUUUCUACAUCCUGUGUAUCUAAGUCACACUUUUAUUAUCUUACUCAUGCUGUCUUUAUAUAAUCGAAAACAAAAAGCAAUUUAUGAAUCUUUUUUUAAAGCAGAUCACAUACUUUGGAUGAGUCGAGAAGAAUGUGAAUGAUUUGAUCAUUAGAAGCGUGUCUGUAAAGGUAACCAUUGAUAGUGCCACCACUGACCCCAGACCUAAUGGUUGCUAGGCCAACAGCACUGCAUGUAUCCAUGUGUGCACAUAGCAUGAUUCUGGCUCAUUGAUGACGGGCAACUGACUGACCAGCAGUGUCCAUCACCAAUCUAUUUGGUCAGAACUUUCUUUACAGGUUUUGUCCUUGUCUCAUUUGCUAAUGCAAUGUUUGUGACAACAGACUUUGUUGCAGCAUGUGUUGGGAUGGAUGCAGAUACAUAUGUAUAAAUUGAAAACAUCAGGACUUAAGACUCCCCAAGCCCAAACCAUAUAUACAGCCAUGAAAAGUGCCUAAGACAUAGCAAGAGUUCUUUCUACAAUUUCUUUGUAUUGUUGUUUUGGUUUGUUUGAAGUACUGCAAACAUCAAUGAGCUCUAGACAGGCAACAGAUGUGGUGUGAGAGAGAGGUGUGAUGCACAGAGGGGGAGAAGUUAUGGAGAGCUCACAGCCCUAACCUGUCUCCAGCCAAAUGCACCUUCCAUGUGUUUUUCUGAGCACAGGCUUCUCAUUGGUUGUCUGCUGGGGACAAGCUAAGAAAAGUAUAAAACUCUGCUAUCAGCAGUGACAUAAUUAAACCAACAUAUCAAAGCUAUAUACACACACACACACACACACACUGAACAUAAAUGUAAACGCAACAUGUAAAGUGUUGGUCCCAUGUUUAUGAGCUGAAAUAAAAGGUCCCAGAAAUGUACCAUAAGCACAAAAAGCUUAUUUCUCUCAAAUUUUGUGCAGAAAUGUUUACAUUCCUGCUAGUGAGCAUUUCUCCUUUGCCAAGAUAAUCCAUCCACCUGACAGGUGUGGCAUAUCAAGAAGCUGAUUAAACAGCAUGAUCAUUACACAGGUGCACCUUGUGCUGGGGACAAUAAAAGGCCACUCUAAAAUGUGCCGUUUUAUCACACAACACAAUGCCACAGAUGUCUGAAGCUGAGGGAGUGUGCAAUUGGCAUGCUGGCUGCAGGAAUGUCCACCACAGCUGUUGCCAGAGAAUUUAAUGUUCAUUUCUCUACCAUAAGCCGACUCCAACAUUUUUUUAGAGAAUUUGGCAGUACGUCCAACCGGCCUUGACUGCAGACCACGUUUAUGGCAUCAUGUGGGCAAGUGGUUUGCUGAUGUCAACGUUGUGAAUUGAGUGCCCCAUGGUGGCAGUGGGGUUAUGGUAUGGACAGGCAUAAGCUACGGACAAAGAACACAAUUGCAUUUUAACAAUGGCAAUUUGAAUGCACAGAAUUACUGUGACAAGUUUCUGAGGCCCAUUUAUUUUAAGGUAUCUGUGAGCAACAGAUGCAUAUCUGUAUUCCCAAUCAUGAGAAAUCCAUAGAUUAGGGCCUAAUGAAUUGAUUUCAAUUGACUGAUUUCCUCAUAUGAACUGUAACUCAGUAAAAUAUUUGAAAUUGUUGCAUGUUGCAUUUAUAUUUUUGUUCAGUGGAGAGAGAGAGAGAGAACACAGAUGCAGAUAUUGCUCAUUAAGACAGAUACACUUCUAGGGAAUAAUAUCCAUACACGCUGGUUACGAAAAGCUAACCUUUAAAUAUGGCUUUGCAAUGGAAAACAUCAAAUUUGCGGUGAGUGUUCCAAUUCACAUCUGUUGUUUAACAUACCUACAAUAACUUGUUUUAAAAGGUGCUCAUAUGAAAUGAUACUGAUAUAUAUUCAUGCAUGGUGCUUUCAAAAGAAAUCAUGAGAUACCAGCUCUAUCGACCACCAUAAUGCUGACAUGGGUGCAUGGCAGAAACUCUUACUACCCUUCUGAAGCUGACCCCCCUGCCCCCAAUAGCUCUUCCCUCUAAUCUUUGGAACAGAGAGCAAAUAAUGCUGAUGGGUUCUUACCUUUUUACCUAAUUGUUUGGAUUUUUAUUCCCUAUUUUUAACUUCUAUUUUGCACGAUAUUUUAUAUAACACAUUAUGUGCCUUGCCUUUAGUUAAGAACAAUAAUACAUGAUACAAAUUAUGUAAAUUCAUUUCUCUUUUUGGUGUAACCGGUAACGCUGCAAAAAUGACAAAAAACAUUGCUGCAUGUUUGAUUGCUUGUCAUUAUCCAGUUUAGAUGAAUACAGUAGUAGAUUAAAGUAGUGACAGUUUGCGUUUAUCGAGAUGGGGUAUUUUCACCAUUUUCCCUUUCUGUGGUUAUUAUACAGUAGUAUUUGUCAUUCCAUCACAUGGAAUCCUUGCUACAAUUUAAUCGUGUUAAUUUCUUCGUUUUUAUUGACUCUUGUUGCUUUCCCUUUCAUUAUGUCUUCCAGCUUGGUGUAAUAUGUGAAAUAUGCAACUCUUGUUUCCUCUGCUCAGCGAUUUGCUUAAGUUGUAUUUUGCCCCCUUUUUAAAGCUCUUCUUCAAUGAUAAAGAAUGUGCUGCAAGAAUUAGAGAAAAUGUCCAAGUACUCCAAUUCAAGAUGGAGGUCAGGGUAGAGAGCUGUGAGGGAUGUGUUGUAGGUGAUCAGGCUCCUAGCACGGGACAGAGCUGUAAAGCACUGAGAUGGGCUUACAUUUCCCCCAGCACCAUGGCAACUUCUGCCUCUGCAGACAAUUUUUGGCACCAAAUGACCAGAACUGAAUAUGGGGUACAUUUUGUCCCACUAUUUUGUUACAUUACAACCUGCGAGUCUCCUAUACGCAGAUAGUUAAAUCGAAGCACUUUAAUAGCUUUUCAAACAGAACAUUUAAAAAUAUAUAUAUAUGAAUCUCUAUCCAUAUGCUAAAACAAGGGAAAUUACUCAUUUGGAAUUGUUUAAGGAUAAAGCUGAAGCUUCCGAGACAAAUUCUUGACAUGGAAUGCUAACUGUCUUAUUAUGUUGUGUCAGUGAUGAGCAGGGCACAGUGCUUCACAUCUUUGUUUUUGUUUGUGUGUUUCAUGGGUGUAUGAGAUAGAAAGGGAUUGAGAUCGUGUGAGUGUGUGGCUAGAUCUGGUUCUCAGAUUGCACAUACAUAAAUCGGCCGAUAGCAAAGAGAGAGAGAGUGUAUUAGGUGUAUUGGGGAAAGGAGUGUUCAAAAACACUAGAUGUGGAUUUCACUUCAGAAGACUGAAAACGAGAGAGAGAGAGAGAAAAGGAUGGGGUAUUUUAGCACUACUAGAUGGAAUUGUCGGAGAAGAGUAGAAAUGUGUGACACAAUAAACUAGUGCAGUGAGAUGCAAUAAUGACAUGAUAAAUUCCCCUCCUCAAUUUUAUACCUUGUGAUUUAGAGUUUUUGCAUCGCACUGCAUUUUCCAUCGGGUUAAGGGGUCAAAUUAUUUCACUGGGAAUAUGCACAAUACCUGGAUGUUAUUGAAAUUAACUGAUCAAAAAUCUGUAAAAAAUUAAAAUAAAAUGUAAAAAACGACACAAAAAAACAAUUGAAGGUUUCAUAACACUGGCUACAAUAGAAUGUUAAGCUUUAUGUACCAUGUGUAGAUUAUUAUUUUCAUGUUUAGUGUGUAGUUACCUUUUUAGGUUCUCCACAUUUAGGUCCAUUGUGUGGAAUCUACAAAUCCACCUUAUGUUGUUUUGAAUAUUAGCCCUUCAGAAGUAUAGACUGACCUAGUCAGAAUCAUGGUAUAGAGAAUGAAAACAGCAGAAAAUCUCUUCAUAGCUGUUCAAAUUACUGAAAGAUGCCAAGACAUUAGUUUUUUUAUUAGAGGGUAGAUUAUAAUUGAUCAUUUCUUACUGCAUAGUGUAAUGGGAGUAUAUUGAAUAAGAGAGGAUAUUGUGUAUUUUUUUCAGCAGGGUCAAAAAGGCCAUGUGAAGGUUUGUUAUGCAGUGUACAGUAUUGUUUCUGCAAUGGAUAUUGCAAUGCUGGUAGCUAUUGAGAAUUCAAGUAAAAUGGCAGAACAAGAGGUCUUGUUUACAUCAGUGUUUUCUAACUCCAGCACCUCCAACAAUACAUCUAUUUGUUGCAUCCCUGGACAAGCACCCCUGAUUCAACUAAUCAUCAAGCCCUCAAUGAGUUGAAUCAGGUUAGUCAGGGACUACAACAGAAAUGUGUACUGUUGGGAGUACUCGAGGACUGGAGUUGGGAAACGCUGGUUUGCAUGCCCUGCUUAAGAUCUUGGCGAUGACGGUUUAUGUGUCCCGGUCCACAGUCCCAGGUUGAAGUGGCGUGCUGUAGCAAAGGCAUUCCAUCAAAUCCAUACGAUCCUCAAGCUCAACAAAAUGCUGCCGUCAUUCAGCAAGCUCAUUUAUAUUUGUUAAACAGGACAUGUGGUGAGGCAAGCGUCUGCUCCUGAUCAAAGACGUCCCACGGUGUGGGCUAUGUCCCUGGGCUCUGUCAUGUGUCGAAGGAGGACAAGGCCAACAGACGUGUUAACCAUACACCCAGUACAGUCAGUGGGCUAGUUGGAGCACAAGGCCCAUAAUCAAGUCAUCACAUUCGCCUCCUAGAUUUCAGCAUGGACUCCAAUUACUGCUGUAGUACUGAGGGCGCCAAAGUGCUCAUGUUUGGUAGCGCUGGCGAAUGCUCAAGCUUCCUGUAUGUCGACUUAUUGGGCUUUUCAAAACACUACAUUUGGAUGUUUUAAACACACACAAUUAAUGGAAAUAGAGAAAGUAUCCCAUGUAAAGUUCCCCUCUGGUUCUAACUGUACAGUAGCAGCAGACGCUGGAGUCUCAUGACAUGUUCUGUGAAGAUUUGCACUGCUCCACACUCACCUCUCCAGUCCAGUUUACCCUCCAGCCUGGGUCUGACUUGGACACAUAGGGACAUGGGUAGUCUAGCCAGCACAGUGGUCCUUCAGCACACCGUCUUCUUUUUUCAUUUGCUUUUUCUAACUAAACUCGGCUAUACAUUAUAUUAUUAUGACAGCGACAUAGACUUUUGUUUUCAGAGCAGGUGUUCCCCCCCACCCCCCAACACUUUUUAAAGUGGCCACAGGUGAUGGUUGAGCUUACUCUGAAAGACAUUAAUAUGCAUUCGAUACUGAUGCAUGUAAAACAUUAUCUUAUUAUAUUUCAAAACCCUUACUAAUAUUUUUGUAGUAAUUAUUAUCAUUGUGAUUAUUGUAGGAUUGUUACAUUUUGGACACAUUAUCCUGUGUAUAAAUGCUUACAGUAUAUCAAUGAGAAUGAAAUAGGCAAAAUGUACAUACCAUUUUUUUCCUUUUUUUGUAUAAGAAAGUACAUGUUUAUGUUUGUGUUUAGAUUUAGUUGUUAUAAGCUUGUGGCCAAGCCGCAAAAUAUAAGAAUUCCUUCUUAGGGUUCUGCUAUGGUUGGUAUGAGCUCACCACCAAUGCUGCAUGCCUUUUUAAACAAGGUACCUGUAUUUGGUUUUACUAACCCUGAAACUUGGACUCCAGUAAUUUCAGCAUCACUUGUUGUCAUUUUAAACAGAUACAAAAGCUUCAAUAAGCCUCAAGGGGAUAUGCAAAUUCCAUUGCCAUUUAUGUAGAAUUUUUUCCACAAGUCAUCUAACAGUUCUGCACUUCUUUUUAUUUUCACUGUUGCUGUGCAAGCUUCAAGAUCUCAAACACUUUCCUUCUAUUUGGAAGGUUGCACUAAAUAACCUGGUAUUGAUGUUUUAAGGAAACUUCUCAAGAUGUGCUUUUCUGGAAAUAUUUCUCAAGCUUAACCUUUGAGAUGUAGGAAUCCUGUGUGUGUGAGAGAGACAGAGCAAGAUACAUACAGGAAACAGCUGCUUGUAACAAGCUAAGAAUAUUAUUCAACGUAUUUUUCCCCUUUUAUUGUUUAUCGUUAGAGAACCCACUAAGUACAUCACUUGAACAUCCACCCGGGUGGUACAUUUUUAGACAUCCAUUGAAGAUGUUGAAUUGGUUUGUGGGAUUUGGGCUUGUAAAGACAUUUGAAUCAAUCCUAGACAAACAACAGCAGGGCUGACAGUCGCACUAGUUUUGUUGCAGUCCAUACAAAGUGUGGUCACAGUGUGUUUGUGUGUGUUUUUGUCUGAGUGUUUGGUCAGGAAAGGCAUGUGUGCAGAUGAAGCACAUUUCUCUGGUAGUGCAGGUGUGAGGCCCCACCCUGCUCCGAGUGCCUUUCUUCAGCAGUGCUGCGUUGUUGUGAAUGUUACUCUAGUUUUACUCAAGGACGCACUGCUCUGCUCCAGCCAGGGACUUGCUACUGAUAUGAUGUGAGGGUGUGGAAGGUGUGUGUGGUAGCUCCUGCUGCAGCCGCACUGCAACGGGUAUUAAUCGACUAUGAGUUUAUGAAAAGAGAAGUCUUUACACAUGGUGGCAACACAACGUUGAAGAUUAGAAUAUGAAAAAAGUUGAUUUACUAUAUUGGCCUAUGAUUUUCCUUCACGGUUUUUCAACGGAUCUAGUUUAUCUUUAUGCAAUUGGUACAGUAUAUAGAUUAGAAAUAUGUCGUUUAUAGUCUGUGCAACUAUUCCGGGCAGGAACUCUGAAUUCUCCCUAUGCAAUUAAGGUCUGGUGUACCCUGACAGGGUAAAGACCUGGGAAUCUUGAUACCUAUUGAUAUUAAUGCAUAAGUUCGUAGUAACUCAACAGUCACUGUCCAGACUCAUGCAGAUAUUUAUUUUACCUACAAUUAGAAUCGGGACUUGAUUAAAAUGGUCACAAGUCCCGUUUAAGUGUCAAGAUUAUUUCUUCAGAGAGACAAAAUACCUAGCAGUACACCAGUCCAAAGUGUAGAAUGACAAGACUUGUAUGUUUGUGAGAGUUUUGGGGGAUCAGUAGAUGGGAAGCCCAGUUCAGUUAGAUCAAUGCAAUGAUUUUACUUUUAUUGUAUUUUGUUUUUCCUAUUCCCCUUAAUGAUCAGUUAGUGGAGUUUUUUUAAUGCAAACUCAAAAAUCGCAGAUGAGGAGACGAGUAGUAAACAGUCUCCAUAAUCCUCUUGUUACUGUAUGAAGAGACAUGGAGCACAGAAUAAUGGAGGCCAGGCCACAACUCUCAGAUGUGUCACAACAUAGUUUUUGUGGUGAAAUGUGCUUAUGUUCACCCAGUGGAUAAAGGUAACUGUUUUUAAGUUUGGUCUCUAUAUUUUACUUUCAACAAACCAGCAGGUAAAAAAAGCUAACUUACAUAGAUGUGAAUACUGAAUACCAAAAAUGAUUUAAACAAGCAGUGCCUGUCAUUUUACUGCUAAUUUCAUUUAUUUGUGGCCAUUGCCCUUCUCAAGCUCUGAUGUACAUAGUCUUUGUACUCUAAAGCUGCUGGGGGUCAUUCUGACUUUGUGUGGGACUCUGUUUGGUGCCUGAGCCCCACUCUCACAUUGGCUUCUGCUCAUAGCUUUCCACACAAACUGUCACAAUGAGGUCCUACAGUACUACCAAGGUGAAGGGCACCCACUAGCCAAUGGCCUUUGGCUAUGGAGGUGAAAAGCCAUACAAAACAAGUGCAGUUAUGAAGAUCUGUUAAUGUUAUUGAUAAUCCAUAUCACAGAUUCACUGACGUCAGGACCGGGAAGCCCCACCCACACAAUAGAGGAGAGAACAAGGCCACAUUUUAAUGAGGGCUCUUUUUACAAAAAAAUACAAUUCCUCACAUGAUCUUCAACUGCUUGGCGCGCCAAACCUUUCUUGGCAAUUCUAUUACUUACAUCUUGUUCUGGACAUGUAUGUUGAUUCCAUCUUUAAACGUGCUGUUUUCUCAGUGUGAUGAAGUUGGUUGGGUGGAGGAGGGAAGAGAUCAAGAUGAUUCUCAGAGAACAUUCUAAUGCAGUGUUACAUUUUAAGGUUUUUUGUUUUUCCUCAUUAUUCUUUACAAAUAUUACCAUAGUAGUUAUUCAUUAAUCGCUUGCUUGCUGCACAGACAUACACACUGCACACCAGGAAAGAGCAUGUGGACAUUUAGUUCUGACACAUCCAGUAGAAUAGAACAGGAACCGGCUUCAUAGCGCACACGGAUCACUUUCAACUGCUUGUGAUUUUAUUUUCCUUUUUGAAACUUUUAGUACAAAAGUAUCAGCAAAAGUCGGUAAUAAAAGUUUUCUGCUAAUUAUUUGAAAUGACUCUCAUACAGGAAAACUAAAGUUGCCAUGUGUUUUUGAACUGGUGUGGGAGAAAUUUACAGCUUUGACAAUAUUUCAUUAUAACAUUGUAUUUAGCCAUCGCUGUUAGCAAAUACAUUACUGGAAGUGAGUAUGUUUCCCUAUGCAAAAAAAGUAUAAAAAAUAAUAAACAAGCUAUGCUACAACUCA